Cercospora beticola is the source of this 1221-nucleotide messenger RNA. RefSeq lists its product as uncharacterized. Lineage: Eukaryota; Fungi; Ascomycota; Dothideomycetes; Mycosphaerellales; Mycosphaerellaceae. The record is from RefSeq and is a predicted model, not a curated record.
AUGUCCAGUUUCGUGCGCACCAUGCACCUCUUAUCCGCUCUUUCAGCAUCACUCACUCUCGUUUCCUUAUCACACGCCAGUCCGAUCAUAUUACCAGAGCUGAAUGAUCCGACGUUCACUUGCCCGAGAAAUCAGAACGUGGGACUAUGUUGUCCCGCUGAUGUCCGCUCCAAUGGUGGAGUGGAAGACUGUCUUGUCGCUAUACAGAUGGUGCGAAGAACUCGCAAUCCUAUUGAGAGCUUCGCACCUUCUCCCAAUCAUGAAUGCCCGACUGGGCUAUCCAGCAUACCAGUAUGCUGCAGAUCAAGCUUCGCAACACAACAAACUGGCGAAGCAACAAUUAAUGGCCUGAACUGCGUCAAUGCCGAACUACCAAAGACCUACCUUACCCGAAGAUACUCAAGAGUGGCACACCUCGAAAGACCGAGUGCGACGCUUGCAUAUACCAGAUCGCCGCGACAAGCGGCAGAAUCACGAAUUGAACCACGAACAAUUGAACCACGAGCGAUUGAGCCGCGAAGGCUAGAACCACGAAGACUCGAGCCCCGGACGCUCGAUAGUCUCACGCAAUCAGAAAGCGACGAACCAAAAACAACGCCCGCAACACUAGACGACGUCGCCAAAAUCGCCAAACGCCUCGAAACCAUCGUACGCGACUCUCUCAUGGAAGUCGACGUCAAAAGACUCGCCGACUGCGAAGACAUCUCAGUAGGAUUUUGCAAAGCUCGCGUACAUCCAGAAGUCCGCAGUGACAGUGACAACAACGCCGAGCCAAAAGAAGAAUACAAAUUAAUGGCACGAAAAGCCGCUCUCGAUGCCCUGACUGAUGGAAGGCUGCCUGAAUUCGCCGAGCGCUCCGAGCUUACGAGCUCAUUGGAUGCUGCUGGUGGUUUGAGCGCCCGGGAUGCAGGGAGGAUUGCCAGCGCGGAGCGCAGGCUGAGAGUGAGACUUGAUCAGGCGAUUCGGGUUUCGCAGCUUGCGGAGGAGACGAAAAAGGAGGGGAAAGAAGGGAGUCAGACAGAAGAUAUUGAGGACGAUGAUCAGCCUUCUGCUGUGCUGAGAAAGAGGAGUGUGGCGUAUCAUGAUAAAGGGCCGCAUUUUGAGACUUUGUCGGAGACUGUGGCGAGGGAUUUGGUUGAUCCUUUGACGGAGAGGCCUCAGAGACGGCAUCUUAGUGGGUUGCAUGAGUUGAAGCAUGCUGAUGCGUGGUGGUAUCCCUGA